Stylophora pistillata is the source of this 2187-nucleotide messenger RNA. RefSeq names its product fibroblast growth factor receptor 1. The record is from RefSeq and is a predicted model, not a curated record. Gene Ontology annotation, cellular component: plasma membrane; signaling receptor complex. Gene Ontology annotation, biological process: protein phosphorylation; cell surface receptor protein tyrosine kinase signaling pathway; positive regulation of kinase activity. Lineage: Eukaryota; Metazoa; Cnidaria; Anthozoa; Scleractinia; Pocilloporidae. Gene Ontology annotation, molecular function: transmembrane receptor protein tyrosine kinase activity; ATP binding.
CGUUCCAAUUCUGCCAUCAUAUAACAGUUACCAUACUCAUUCAAGCCGAAGGCCCUUAGCAAGCAGGCUCGAAAAGGAAAUUUGUCCUUUUCCUACUUUAGCUGAAAAUGGUGACAGUCCUCCGCCUUUUAACCGCUUUACUUUCUAUGAGCUGUUGGAAGGAAAUAUCUGGGUUACAAAUGAUCACUCAGCCGAAUAAAACGACAAUCUCCUUCAUUGGAUCUAAUCAAACAUUUGCCUGGAAUUUCAUUCUCACUGAGGAGGACAAAGCAAAGGAAUUGAAAGUUACUUUUGCUCACUGGAGUAACGAAUACAACAUGAUAGAAGGCGAUCACAUGGUAACAUUUGUUCGAAAACCAACAGGAAAUGAAGCAGUAUAUAAAGGAAGUCUCUCAAUCGCAAAGCGUUUUCAUUGGGUGGGAGACAUGGCACGCGGUUUCGUGGCUUUUCAACUUAUCAACGUUCAAGCAAAAGAUGCUUCAGAUUAUGGUAUCAGGUUCCGCGUUGAUGGUUUUCCUCCAGACACGGAUGAAAGUGGAUUUACACUCUCUGUGCGGGAUCUGCCUCCAUCGCCACCAGAACCUGCAAACAUAACCGUGAGGAUCGUGGAGGGGAAAACACUCAACAUCACCUGUCGUGCCAGAAUGGAGUCGGAAAGUUCGUUUGUUUUGUGGCUGAAAGAUAACUGGCCCAUCAAGAGAGGACGGAAAAAAUUCCUCUUUAUUCAAAGCAUAAAGAGAUCGCAAGCAGGAGACUAUAUGUGUGUGUCGCUGUCCCAGGACGGAAAUCACAGCUCACCUUUCACUGUAGUUGAUGUUUUAUUUGCACCGAAAAUACUCAAACCUAAUAAACAAGUGUCCAUGGAAUUAACGAGGGGAAAUUCGACCACACUUAAGUGUACAGCCUCAGCAAAUCCUUACCCAGCAUUAACUUGGCAUACGCAAGGUGGUGAGAUCAAGCAAGGAGUUUCAAAUACCUUAAACUCAAGUUCCUUGAUAGUCACUCCAAGAAAUGACAGCGACUUUACAAGUUACAUGUGUAUAGCAAAAAAUGGGAUAGGAUUUGACUCGGUGACGUUCAUGUUAAACGAAAAGGCAUUCAGAACAACGGACCAUGCCAAGCCUAAAAAAACUCACGAAGGAGCUACGCCAGGAAAUCAUGACAAAGAUACACUCACCAAAUACCUGUCCAUAACAGCGGCCUUAGCUGUUAUCACGAUCUUCGCUUUUCUCAUUCAACGAUAUGUGGCUAAAAGAUCCAGAGGACAGACAAAUCAACGAGGAUGUGAGGAAGCCGAUGAGAGUCACAUAGGGUCUUUGCAAAGUAACGAGCUUGUUCGACAUGGUGCUUACAACUUGUCUUUCUCGGGUGAUCCUGAGUGGGAAAUACCGCGAACAAGGCUGAAUGUAGAGAAGGUUAUUGGGCGUGGUGCAUUUGGCGUGGUGUCUCGAGGCUUGGCGCUGGACUUGCCAGGAAAACCAGGAUGGACUGUUGUAGCAGUGAAGAGUGUCCAAGAGGAUGCUUCAGAAAAAGAGAAGUUAGAUCUGCUGUCAGAGAUGUCAGUCCUUAAACACCUUGAUCCUCACCCUCACGUCAUUAACCUGUACGGCUGUGUCACUACUGAAGCCCAACCCCUCGUAGUGGUCGAGUAUGCGCAGUAUGGUGACUUGCUUGGAUACGUGAGGAAGAGCCGAGGAGUUCGAGAUAACUACUACAGUGAUCCUUCGGUAGAGCCUCGCACCAACCUCACUUCCAAGCAGUUACUUCGGUUCGCAUGGCAGAUCAGUGACGGAAUGGACUACUUGUCCAAGAGAAAGAUCAUUCAUCGCGACUUGGCCGCGAGAAAUGUUUUGGUUGGCGACGAAGACGUUUGCAAAAUCACGGAUUUUGGAAUGGCCAGGGAUGUCUGGGAAGAAGACAUAUAUGUUCGAACCCAUGAGGGCCGUCUUCCGAUUAAAUGGACAGCACCAGAGGCUCUGUUUGGAAAUGGUUCUUAUACUACUCAGAGUGAUGUGUGAGUUUUUUUAUUUCUUCUCAAGACUCUAUACAUAAACAGUCGAACAAAUAUCACCAGAUUCUAUUGAAAAGUUUUCUGAAAUAAGCAAAGUGACAGUAUUUUGAAUUGAAAGCAAGAAGAUAGCUAGGGUCCAGGGAAUCUCAGCUACAGUUAAAAUGAUAAAAUAGUCA